ACCCAGUUUUUGCAGGAAAGCUUUAUUACAUUCCUCCCCUCUUUUCGGCCUGAUUUCGAAACUGAUCCCAGUUUUUUUGUGAAAAAAUAAAUUUGAAAAAGAUGCGUCCCAUUCUUUUCGUUCUGGUUUUGACACUCGCACACCCUGCUUUCCAGCAGGGGUGCAAUCCUGACAGUCAGUUUGAAUGUACCAAUGGACAUUGCAUCCCAAUUAAUUGGACGUGUGACCGAAAUGACGAUUGUGGGGACAUGAGUGACGAAAGUGAGGACUUAUGCGGUCCCCAACUGUGUGACCCAGGAGAGUUCUUAUGCGAAAACGGAAACUGCAUCCCUGAGCGAUGGAUCUGUGAUGGUGAUAACGACUGCGGCGAUCUGAGUGACGAAAGGAAUUGUCCUUGCCCAAAUCCAAGCCAUGUUAAAUGCGACGAUGAAUUUACAUGCAUCCCCCCAGAAUAUAUUUGUGAUGGAAUUCGAGAUUGUCCAGAUAACAGCGAUGAGACCAAUUGCACCUCGCUCGCCCGUCCCCAAGGGAGCCUCCUUCGUCGCGUUGUCGAACACAAGUUGCCCGGAAAGGGAAAAUUGUACAUCAAACAUUAACGCUUGAUGAAUUUAUAAUCACGAAAUUAAAUAAGAAAGAUUUUAUCCAGCAAUAAAACUUGUUCCCAAAUUAAUUAA
Messenger RNA from Folsomia candida, 674 nucleotides. RefSeq names its product low-density lipoprotein receptor-related protein 8. Lineage: Eukaryota; Metazoa; Arthropoda; Collembola; Entomobryomorpha; Isotomidae. Gene Ontology annotation, molecular function: protein binding. Gene Ontology annotation, cellular component: plasma membrane. The transcript has 7 exons. The record is from RefSeq and is a predicted model, not a curated record. Bases 102 to 596 code for a protein of 164 amino acids.